Misgurnus anguillicaudatus (oriental weatherfish) is the source of this 2884-nucleotide messenger RNA. It is a transcript of the gene rhobtb1, whose product is annotated as Rho related BTB domain containing 1. NCBI's taxonomy places the organism in Eukaryota, Metazoa, Chordata, Actinopteri, Cypriniformes, Cobitidae. Gene Ontology annotation, biological process: small GTPase-mediated signal transduction. Gene Ontology annotation, molecular function: GTP binding; protein binding; GTPase activity. The record is from RefSeq and is a predicted model, not a curated record.
GUUUUCCUGAAUGAAACCGUACGCGCGCGCUAUAAAUAGCAGCGGCUCACUGACGUCACAAUGGAAGCUGACUCGCGACGGACGAAUGAUGAUUCUCUCGCGAUCAGCACACACACGCCGCACAUCAUCGAUAUAUGCGCUCGGAGAUCAAUAGAAAAGAAGUUUCUGUCACAGCCGUGGACGUUAUACGGAUCAAGAGAUGCUUUUGCAGCGCUAUCCCAGCUAGCGACGAGCAAUAUUUAUCAUUAAUAACAUCGGCAGGCUGCAGUAACUCAACUGACUGAUUUCUGCAACAUAAACAUACGCGCGCGCAUCCUAUAGGCACGGGUGCUCAAGUUUAGUAUGGACUACGAAAGACCCAACGUAGAGACCAUCAAGUGUGUUGUCGUUGGGGAUAACGCUGUAGGAAAGACUCGUCUUAUAUGUGCCCGGGCCUGCAAUACCACCCUUACCCAAUACCAGCUGCUGGCCACUCAUGUACCUACAGUUUGGGCAAUCGACCAGUACAGAGUCUGUCAAGAGGUUUUAGAACGUUCCAGAGAUGUUGUGGAUGAGGUAAGCGUGUCCCUACGGCUAUGGGACACCUUUGGAGACCAUCACAAAGACAGACGCUUCGCCUACGGGAGGUCCGAUGUUGUGGUCCUCUGCUUUUCCAUCGCCAAUCCAAACUCUCUACAUCACGUUAAAACCAUGUGGUACAUGGAAAUCAAGCACUUUUGUCCACGUACGCCUGUCAUCUUGGUCGGUUGCCAGCUGGACUUGCGCUACGCUGACCUGGAGGCAGUCAAUCGAGCCAGGCGACCAUUAUCAAGGCCCAUAAAACCUGGAGAUAUUUUGCCUCCGGAGAGCGGAAGAGAGGUAGCCAAAGAGCUUGGAAUCCCGUAUUACGAGACAAGCGUGUUUGAUCAGUUUGGCAUCAAGGAUAUCUUUGAUAACGCCAUCCGAGCAGCCCUCAUCUCCCGACGUCACCUGCAAUUUUGGAAGUCUCACCUGAGGAAGGUCCAGAAGCCACUGCUGCAGGCGCCGUUUCUGCCCCCCAAAGCCCCUCCACCGCUCAUUAAGAUCCCAGAGUGCUCAGCCAAAAACCGUGAUGGCCCGAGACAGCUGCUGGAGACUCCUCUGUGUGCCGAUGUUAUGUUCGUCAUUCAGGAACACAUCCACUUAUUUGCUCAUAGGAUCUACCUGUCAACCUCUUCUUCCAAAUUCUUCGACCUAUUUCAAAUGGACUUCUCAGAUGAGUCCCAGCGCUUGGUGGUAACUGAGUGUCACAGACGGGAUCAGCUGAUGCGCACCCUCAGUCUGGACACGGAAGAGGACGUGGCAGUUCUGCCCAACCUUUCGCCGUGCUCGCUCAGGACAUCAAAAAGCGAUGGUACCCUCAAGAUGAGGAGUUUUAGUGGGAUGCACCGAUGCACCAGGGUGUCCUUGGCCUCCUGGUGCAAGGCUUUCUACAGCAUCCACAAAGAGAGCGUGAUCAAUCCAGUCACGGGUUCACCGGCGCUUAUGACCGUGGUGAAGAUGGAUCAUUCUAUCCAACAUGGACCCUUCAGUGCUGUCCUGCGCUUCCUCUACACCGGUGAGCUGGAUGAGAAGGAGAAAGACCUGAUGAAGAUUGCCCAAAUUGCAGAGAUGCUGGAGGUCUUUGACCUUAGGAUGAUGGUGGAGAACAUCAUGAACAACGAAGGCUUCAUGAAUCAGGAGAUCACAAAGGCGUUCCAUGUGAGAAAGGCCAACCGAAUCAAAGAGUGUCUCGCCAAGAAUAAUUUUACAGAUGUGGUGUUCAGGUUAGAUGAUGGGACUAUUAAUGCCCAUAAGCCUCUGCUCAUCUGCAGCUGUGAUUGGAUGGCUGCGUUAUUUGGAGGAUCUUUCAUGGAGAGCGCAAACAACGAGGUCUCAUUCCCCAACACCAGCAGGGUGUGUAUGCAGGCUGUGUUGGAGUAUCUCUACACCAAUCAGCUGUCACCCAUGUCAGACCUGGACCCAAUGGAGCUAAUCGCCCUGGCCAACAGACUGUGCCUUCCUUGCCUCAUCGCCCUGACAGAGCAAUACGCCGUGAGCGACUUUAUCAAAGCAUCUAAAGAAGGACAAGAUAUUGAUGGAGAGGUACUCACGUAUCUGGAGCUCGCUCAGUUUCAUAACGCUAAUCAGCUGGCAGCAUGGUGCUUGCAUCACAUCUGCACCCAUUACAACCGGAUCUGUGCCAAUUACCGCAAGGAGAUCAAGUCCAAGUCAUCCGAGAACCAGCUGUAUUUCGAGAAGUGCCGCUGGCCUCCGGUCUGGUACCUGAAAGAGGAGGAUCACUAUCAGAGGGUGAAGAAAGAGAGAGAGAGAGAGGACGUGAUGUUGAAUAAACAUCAUUCACGACGUCACUGGUGCUUCUGGAGCUCAUCUCCUGCUGUGGCUUGAAUCCUUUAUGAAGCUGGUCUGUCUGGUUGUCGGUUUGUUCGUCUGUCUUUCCUGUUAAUAUGAAAUUGGCAGCACCAAAUGAGCAACACUGAAUCAUUUUUAAGCACAAUCUCAGUGUUCAUUCAGUACUGACCAAUAAAUCACAGCUGUCUACUGAACAUCUGGAGCUGAUGGAAUAAAUCCUGUUAUUAGUUUAAUAUUUAGUAUUAUUUUUGAGUGACACAGCAAUUCUCAAUCCGUUUCUAUCCAGCCGUCAAUUAUAAAAAAAAAUCUUAAACAAAUGAUCAAAUCAAUAUUGUCCAUAAAAAUGUGACAGUUUCUGUCUAGCUGUGACGAGAAACUUGACUGCUUGUUGGGUAACAAUUUUAAAAGGGACACUCCACUUUUUUUGAAAAUAUGCUAAUUUUCCAGCUCCCGUAGGGUUAAACAUUUGAUUUUUACUAUUUUGGAAUCCAUUCAGCUGAUCUCGGGGUCUGGC